Messenger RNA from Osmia lignaria (orchard mason bee), 1167 nucleotides. RefSeq names its product D1 chromosomal protein (gene D1). Gene Ontology annotation, molecular function: DNA binding. NCBI's taxonomy places the organism in Eukaryota, Metazoa, Arthropoda, Insecta, Hymenoptera, Megachilidae. The record is from RefSeq and is a predicted model, not a curated record.
CAGUACAUCGUCUCGAUCAGGUCAGUCGAGCUUCGCUAUUCGUGAGGUUAAUAGUCAGAUGUUACGUUACAGCCCCCUCAUACAGUAAAACUUCGCGUAGAUGACGCGCGCGGUAGCAGCAAAAGGACGCUAAGAAGAGAAAGAGUUCUUUGUGUUCUAAGUAUUACAUUACAAUCAUAUAUUCACAAUUUUCAUAUACAGCAUACACAAAAAAGCGAGUGUAGCCGAAUAUAGGCAGCAGAAAUUUAAGUAAUACAAAAAGUUAAACAUGUCAGAUGACAAUUCCCCUGUUAUUGAAGAACAAAAGAAAAAACGAGGAAGACCAUCGAAAACAGAUAAAAAUGCUGUUAAAGAAACUAAAAAAAGAGGUAGAUCUUCUUUAGAUAAAAAUAGUGCAGUACGUGCUGCAAAAUCUGAUACCGAAGAUGAUGCUACACCAGUAAAAAAAGGUAGAGGGCGACCAAAAGGCUCUCAUAAAAAAAAGCAAGGAUUACCUAAAGGAACUCCUUCUGGACGUGGUCGUGGUAGACCCAAAAAGAAAGAAGAAAAACCAGAAAGUACUGGUGAAGAAGACGAUGAGCAAGAAGAAGAGGAAGAAGAAGAAGAAGAGAAUUAAACAUGAGAAAAUAAAUCCAAUAUAUCAGAAUUAUUCUUUGAAAGUUUUAAAACAAUCUAUAACAAAUUUCCAAUUUAAGUUUGCUUCAUAAUUGUAAGAGCAAAAUAAAAUGCAUAUGAAACUUGCAUGAACAAUAUUGUGAAGGAAUUUUUUAUAAUAUUUCUUUUAUUCAUUUUUAUUAUUAUUGUUUUUAUAAGAAUGAUUGUGUCCUUAGUAUUAUAAUCAAAUGUAUAAGACUUACUGAAAAAAUUUUUUGUGAAUUUAAAGAUUUUGAUCUCAUCAAUUGACUUGCAAUUAAAACUUCGACUAACUUUAAGGUAUACUGUGUAUAAUUACAUUAUAAUAUUUCUUAUAUUUUUUACUCCUAUGUAUGUAUGUAAUUCUUGUACUGUAAGAAAUAGGAGAAAAAGUAAAAUACUUCUUGUAUGUAUCAUAUAGAAAAAGUAUCACUUUUUAAUUCAAUUUAAUCAUGUGAACAUUGUUCUUGAGGCAAACAUUUGUGUGAAUGUCAAAUUUGUAUUAAAGUAAAUAAACUUAUAAACUGACUCUUA